Seriola dumerili (greater amberjack) is the source of this 791-nucleotide messenger RNA. RefSeq names its product trypsin-3-like. Bases 48 to 791 code for a protein of 247 amino acids. The record is from RefSeq and is a predicted model, not a curated record. The transcript has 5 exons. Gene Ontology annotation, biological process: proteolysis. Lineage: Eukaryota; Metazoa; Chordata; Actinopteri; Carangiformes; Carangidae. Gene Ontology annotation, molecular function: serine-type endopeptidase activity.
UAAAAGGCUCAGGGUACAUUAAUCUGCCGGCCAAACAGACAGAAGACAUGAGGCUUUUCCUUCUUCUGACUCUCUUCGGAGGGGCAGCUGCCCUGGAGGAAGAUGACAAGAUUGUCGGAGGGUAUGAGUGCCCGAAAAACUCUGUGCCCUACCAAGUGUCCCUCUUCACUGGGUAUAACUUCUGCGGUGGGACUCUUCUGUCUGAUGAGUGGGUGCUCUCUGCAGCACACUGCAAACCAAAGUCAAAUAUAGAAGUUCGGCUGGGAGAGCACAACAUCUGGGAACAGGAGGGGACCGAGCAGUACAUUACGUCUGCCAAGUUUAUCCGCCACCCCGACUAUAACUCCCGCACGCAAGACAGUGAUAUCAUGCUUAUCAAACUGAGUCGCCCUGCCACUCUGAACAGCUUUGUGCGCCCUGCAACUCUUCCCACAAAGUGUGCCAAUGACGGGACAAUGUGCAAGAUCUCUGGAUGGGGCAGUCUUCGUGCCAGCAAUGAUGGCUCGAGGUACCCUGAUAAGUUGCAGUGCCUGGAUGCCCCUCUCCUGAGUGAUGACACAUGCUUUAAUGCAUAUCCUUUCCAAAUCACUGAGAACAUGAUCUGUGCUGGCUACCUGGAGGGAGGGAAGGACUCCUGUCAGGGGGACUCUGGGGGUCCCAUGAUGUGUGACGGUGUGCUCCAGGGAGUGGUGUCUUGGGGACAUGGUUGUGCCCUGAGAAAGAAGCCCGGGGUGUACACAAAGGUUUGCAAUUACACCUCCUGGAUCAAGAACACAAUGGCAUCUGGCUGA